Panicum virgatum (switchgrass) is the source of this 1613-nucleotide messenger RNA. Its product is annotated as protein enabled homolog. The coding region runs from base 226 to 1455 and encodes 409 amino acids. Lineage: Eukaryota; Viridiplantae; Streptophyta; Magnoliopsida; Poales; Poaceae. The record is from RefSeq and is a predicted model, not a curated record. The transcript has a single exon.
CCCCUUCGGCCUCCUAUUCUCCUCCCUCCCGACGCCCCAAAAGCGGAGACCAACUCGGCCAGCCGAGUCACCAACCCAGAGCGAGCACGAGCACCAAACCCAACCAGAAAGCCAGGAUCCCCCUCCCCAAGUACCUCCCAAUCCCCCCCCCCCCCCCCCCCCGGCCCCGCCCCGGCCCGCGCGCCGGCGUCCUCCUAUGCUCGCCGGCGAGGGGCGCGGCCGCCGAUGCCCAGCCCGCCGAAGGAACGCCCGUCCGGCCGCCUCGGCCGCCUCCUCGCCGCGCUCCGCCCCUCCCGCGCCGGGCCCCUCCCCGUCCAGACCGGCUUCCCCACCUCCCUCGCCGACCUCGUCGUCAAGAACCAUGGCCGCCUCAAGAAGCAGCCUUCCCCGUCCUCCAAGCGCGGGAUGCGCGGCGCCGCCGCUUCGCCUUCGCCGUCCCCUUCCGUUUCCCCCUCGCCGGCGACAUCCCUGCCGCCUGCCUCUCCGCCUCCGCCUCCCCCGCCGGCCGCCGUCGCCGUCUCGUCGUCGGAUCGGCCGAGGCCCGACCUUCAGCCGGCCCCGCCCGCCCGCCGCGCCAAAGGCGGCGGCUUUGGCCUCGGGAUGGGCUUCCUCGCGUUCAGCGGCGUGGUGUCCCUCGCGCUCCUCGUGAUCUGGAGCAAGAAGGUGGUUGCUGCCGUCACCGUGGCCUCCUUCUCGCUCUUCCUGCUCGAGUCCGCGAGGCCUUCCCUGCGCCCCCGGCGGCCGCGGCCGGCGGCGACGGACGGGCGGCUCUUUUUGGACGGCCGGGGGCGCGUCUCGCCGAUCCGGGAGGUGGACGCGGAGACGGCGCCGUCCCGGCCUAGCUGCUCAGACACCGACAGGGGAAGCGAGGUCUCCAUCCUCGCCGUGGAACAAGACAGCGGCGCCCUCGACGAACCAACCAGCUCGAAGGCGAAGGCCAAGACGAAGAAGCGUUCCUGGAAGAAGCUGAUCGCUAGUAAAAAAUUGCACAAAGGCCGGAAGGGUAAGGAGGCGGAUUCCCUUGGGUCUUUCCGCAGCGACGGCGACGAAGCUGACGCGUCGGUGCGUCGUGGCAAUGCCACGGCGGCGGAUUCGCGCCGUGGCACGGCCAAUCAAACGGAUGCCGCCGUGGCCAGAGAGCCGGAUUCUCUGAGGGGGUCUCGCCGCAGCCAGGGGGGCAUAGAGGUAGUCGCCGCGCCGGUAGAAAUCGACGCGCCGGCGGUGAACCUCGUCCAGGAGGAAGAGGAGAGCGAAGCAGGAAGCAGGUUUCCUGCGGCUCUGGUCCUGGUCGCCGUCGCCCUCGCCGGCCUGGUGGCCGGGAAGCUCCCCGCCGUGGCGCUCACGGUGCUCUGCUACGCCUUCCUUCGCUCGGUUCGGGGAUCGCCCCGCGGUGGCGGUUGCCCGCCGGGGAGGCGAUCCGAGGUCCCCCAUGUCGUGGUAACUGAUGUAAAUUAGUGAGCAGCGAGCAAAAGGGAAGGAGAAAAGAUGAUGCGUGUUGGUUCAGUUUCAGACUUUCAGUUGCUGUUUGUGUAUGCACCCCCGCUGCUGGGUGGGUCGGAGAAACAUUAACUUAAACUCUCUGCUAAACUGCUGGUGAUCCCAUGCGUUUUUUA